AUGGAGGAGACUGUGAGGAGCCUGCUACAGAACCAGGACACACUGGAGGGCCCCAGCGUGGAUCCACUGGACCUUAUGAAAGCCUACAAGAACAAACUCCUGGAGGAGAUGUGGAAACAGCAGAACAGUCUGGAGGGCCCAACACCCCCUUUGAUAGAUAGGAGGCCCAACUCUCCAGGAUGCAGCAGUAGGGGACAUGAGGAGGACUCCCACGAGGCCAAGCCCCUUCUAGAGCGACUACGGGCCCUGGAGGUGGAGAACUCUGCCUUGAUGAUGGAGAACGACAACCAGAGGAAGCAGUAUGAACGUUGUCUGGAUGAGGUGGCUAAUCAGGUUGUUCAAGCACUCCUCACUCAAAAGGACCUAAAAGAGGAGUGUGUGAAGCUGAGGACACGCGUGUUUGACUUGGAGCAGCAGAACCGCAUACUGAACGUUCUGUUCCAGCAGCGGGUCAAAAUAUCCAGCAACCCUGUCUCCCAGGAGGUCCAACGGAAUGGGAAGGCAGGUGUUCCUGCAGUGAGGUGGCCCAGCCUGCUGAGUCUGACCUGUCCACGCAGUAGCUGCAGUGGCAGUGAGGCCUCCUUAUCCAGUGCCUGUAGUGAGUACUCCAGUGGCUCACAUACUUGGGCAGAAGGACGCAGCUCCACCAAGCAGUCUGCAAUAAAUCGAGAGAAGAGGAUGAGUGCAACUUAUUGCUCUGUAUCAGUAGAGCAGCCGGACCUAAGCUGGAAAGAGGGCCACAUUCUGAAGGGCCUAAAGAGGCUCCAAAUGCGCAGCCCAGCUCCCCAGGAGCCAUCUUCACUUGCCUCCACGUCACAUUUCAAGAACUGCAUGACCUCCAACGAGGGCAUAUACUCUCUAGGGGUCAAGUGUGGUCCAAUAGGGGUACUUCCCGCAUUGGCAAAGGGAAAGCCUUUCAAGCCAGGAGCAGGAGUCAGUACCUUAAUCUCUGACUCAGACGAUGCAGAUGAUGAAUCGCCUCAAUCCCCAGUCAGGGAGUCCUGCUGCCCACCCAUCAAAGACACUCAUCAUCUGGAAGGACAGCCUGCGUCUGAAUUGGAAAUGGCACAAGGGGAAAAGAGCUUUACGGACUACAACUCCCAAGAAGAGCCUGUAAGACUUGUAAGAAGUCCCAGCAACUCCCUAUCACCUAUCAAAGACGUCUUCUUGCUCAAGGGUCCUACACUGAAGCCUGGACUUAGCCCAACGGCGACCCCUACCACUGUGAGUGGACUUGAGAAUACAAAUUGGAUAGAAAAAGACAAGCAGUCUGCCUUUACAAACUGGAAUGUUAUGGACAGUUGCAAUUUGAGGCCAGAGAGUGUUAAACAGCCACAAGAAACAGUUACAGACAAACAACUAGAGACAGGGGCUAGGGAAGUGAGACAACCCAUUCAUCAUUCAGCAUCCAGAGCUCUGAGUUGGGUUAGUGAGGUCAGACAGCGCAGUGCUUCCAUGGAUACGAAGCAUUACAGAGAGCCGAACAGCCAGGGUGAAAUUGAUACCAAGGACUACACCAUUUUGGAGUCCCGACAAAGGAAAGCAAUGCCUAAGGCCUGCAACUCAGCAAGGAAGGCCUUUUUCCUCCGAAGCAAGAGUGUGGACGGAGGCCCAGACCAGGCCAAGCUGCACCAGCCUCUACAUCAGAAACUGAUAAAGGUCAAUCAAAGGUCCAAUAAUCACAUGAACACUCCUGGGUCCAGUGGCCCUGGCACAAAGACUUACCUCAGCAAGGCACCUGGUCCAGCAAAGGCAUCAGUACAAAUGUUUGAGAAAGGUAAGAAUGCUACUGGUGCAAGAACUUCAGGGCCACUUGAGAAUAGGGUACAGAGCUCCCCUUCUUCUUCACCUCAGAAACUGGUCAAGGUAUUUAAGCCACCUGGGCUGAAUGAUUACCCCAAGAGACCAUCUAAAGUAUCCCAACCAGUCUCCAAACUCACAUCAAGUGGAGCAAAAGCCCCCAACUCCAACAAUUCAGCCUGCUUUCCACUCAAACAGAGACAGCAAGACCAGCACUCCGAUCCACCUCGCAAUGAUAUCAGGUCCCUUUCUCCUCCACCCCCACCAGGUCGGACCACCUCCCUACUAAUACGAACUGAUCAUGACUCAUUACCUCAGGUGCAUAAGCCUGUGGUUCAGCCCCAAACCUCUAGCACCGUUAAGGCAACCACCAAUAGCACCAAAUCUCAGUCAAGUCAUCAUUCAUCUAUUUUACAAAAGCAAGCUCAAGCCCCCAUCAAAAUGCAAGACACUCCUCAUAUGGAUCCCAAAAUGGGCUCUGAGAUGAAAAAGUCUCCGAAACUGGUCCCUACCAAAGUUCACCAUACCUUACCAAUUUCUACCCCUAUUCAAGAAUCCAAGGAAACAGCCUAUUCCCACUCCUCACUGAGCUGGACUGUGGCACAAGCCUCUCAUCAGGAAAAUAGUGCCCCCUUUGUGGUGCCAAACCAGGGCUGUUUACCUGUGUCCCAGCAAAGCAAUGAUGAGCCACAAAGUACAGAGCUCUUACCUCAGGCCUCAGCAUCUCUUCUCUGCCAUGGCAUAGUUAGUAACUCUCAACAUUCUAUGACCAGGGUAGAGAAGUCAUCCAUUCUUUUUGGCUCCAAAACCAAUGAGUCAACCUCAAAGCCGGGCAACAACUCCACAGUUAACACUGCUACAAAGGGAGUGCAGACUUUUGAAAACCUCUACCAGGACACCUACACACGUCCAAUGAUGCACUGUGUCAAUGCAGCUGUAGCCAAGGUCAAUGCUAGGAGAAAUCUCAAGACCCGCUGUAGCUCACUAGAGGAGCCUACACUCCCACCUACAGCAGCAGAGAAUGGUGUAACUUUGGACUGGGGAUUUGAUGAAGAGGGCUGGCUAUUCAAGCGCUCAGUCUCAGUCUCUACCCGGCCUCCUAUCCACCCAGUUAUGGGCAUGAACGGAGCAAAGGCUCGCAGUCACAGCUUCGGAGCACGUUACAUGGACAGACCAAACGUCAGCAGGUCAGGAAAAGUCCGUACUCACAUCAAAACUAACUCAGGAAGCUCUUUGAACUCUCUUGGUGAUGUAUUUUGGGGUAGUAUGAGUUGCUCCAACAGCUACCAUUGUCCCAUGAACAGAUCCCACGUUAACAAUUUCAUGAUUGAGGAAGGCUUGCCCCUACCUCCACAUCUGAGGGCUUCCAGUGAUCGAUUUGAUCUGAAACACAAGAGGUUAAACUCAACAUCACAUCUCCAGACUGACAAACAGCUCUCUAGCACCUUCUGUGAACCCAUCCAUGGGGAACCAGAAAGGCAGUCCACCAUCGAGGAGAAGGUCAUGAUGGGAAUCAAGGAGAAUUUGCAGAAAUCUCAAGAGCAGGAGAAGACAACUGAAACUAAGCAGAAAUCCGUCUCAUCCCUGGCAAACUGGUUCGGAUUCCGCAAGAACAAGCUCCCUGCUCCGAGUGGUAAAAACAUAGAUACUCAAAAGGGAAAGGAGGAGAAGAAGGAGCCUAAGCUUGGAUCUCUAUUGGGUGGGAAGCAGGCAAAGUCCGACAAAAAGGAGAGGAGGAAAAGUGAAGGUCAUCGAAUGGACAGCUCGGUGGGGAAAAGAGACUCCCAAGAUGCAUUUCUCCUCUGCCUCUCGAUGGCCUCCCAGGGAGCCUCAGUUAACAGCAUCAUGCAAGGACAAACUGGCAUCUGUGGGGACACAAAGACAAAAACACAGAGGAUGAACCUUAGGACUGAUAACGACAAUGGAGCUGCAUUAAAGAGCCCCAGUCAAGAUCACGUGAUCGGCUCCGGCUGCAAGAUGCGAACAUUGGACAGCGGAAUUGGAACGUUCACCCUCCUUGAUUCCUCCUCCUUCCUCCACUUCCUUCCCAAGUCCCCAUCGGCCCGGGGUCACUCCCUCAGCCCACCCACUGUGCCCAGUUCCUCUAGUGCAGAAGUGUCGCUCUUCCCAUUACCCAGGUGGAGAGUGCCUGCCUGCUCAAAGGACCAUCCCUGCAGCCAACCAGAGCUUGUCAACGCCUCGUUAUCUGACACCACUGUGACCCUUGUCCAAUCAGUGCCUUAUCCCACUGUGGCCUUCCUUCAGCCCAUCCCAUCCCUGUCUGAGCCCCUUGUGACCUGUGCCAGUGUAUGUGAUACUCAAAGCAGGCUGCCCAGACUAGCCUCAGGUAAAGCCCAGAGAUAUCUUGUCCAGAGAUACAGUGCCUUCAGAAAGUAUUUGUACACCUUGAUUUAUUCCACAUUUUGUAGUGUUACAGCCUGAAUUCAAAAUUGAUUAAAACUAUUUUCUCUCACCCAUCUACACACAUGACCCCAUAAUGACAAAGUUAUAAUGUGUUUUUAGAAAUUGUAGCAAAUUUAUUGAAAAUUAAGUGCAGAAAUAUCUCAUUUACAUAAGUAUUCACACCCCUGAGUCAACUUUGCAGAAGCACCUUUGGCAGCGAUUACAGCUGUGAGUCUUUCUGGGUAAGUCUAAGAGCUUUCCACACCUGGAUUGUGCAACAUUUGCCCAUUAUUAUUUUCAAAAUUAUUCAAGCUCUGUCAAAUUGGUUGUUGAUCAUUACAACCAUAUUCAGAACUUGCUAUAGAUUUUCAAGCAGAUUUAAGGCAAAACUGUAACUCAGGAACAUUCAUGUUCUUCUGGUAAGCAACUCCAGUAUAGAUUUGGCCAUGUGUUUAAAGUUAUUGUCCUGUUGCAAGGUGAAUUAAUCCCAGUGUCUGGUGGAAAGCAGACUGAACCAGGUUUUCAUCUAGGAUUUUGCCUGUACUUAGCACAAUUUUUUUAUCCUGAAAAAAUCUCCAGUCCUUAACGAUUAUAAGCUUACCCGUAACGUGAUGCAGCCACCACUAUGUUUGAACAUAUGUUUAUUUAUUUUUACCCGGGAAGUCAGUUAAGAACCAUUUAUUAUUUACAAUGACGGCCUAGAGUGCUACUCAGUAAUGUGGUGUAUUGGAUUUGCCCCAAACAGAACACUUUGUAUUCAGGACAAAAGUGAAUUGCUUUGCCACAUUGUUUGCAGUAUUACUUUAGUGUCUUGUUGCAAACAGGAUGCAUGUUUUAGAAGAUUUUUAUUCUGUGCAAGCUUCCUUUUCACUCUGUCAAUGAGUUUAGUACUAUGGAGUAACUAUAAUGUUAUCCUAUCACAGCCAUUAAACGCUGACUGUUACCAUUGGCCUCAUGGUGAAAUCUCUGACCAGUUUCCCUCCUCUCCGGGAACUGAGUUAGGAUGGACACCUGUAUAUUUGUAGUGACUGGGUGUAUUGAUACACCAUCCAAAGUGUAAUUAAUAACAUAACCAUGUACAAAGGGAUAUUCAAUGUGUUUUUGUUUUGUUUUUUUCCCCCCCGUCCACCAAAAGUGCCCUUCUUUGCGAGGAAUUGGAAAACAUCCCUGGUCUUUGUGUUUGAAAUUCAGCGCUUGACUGAGGGAUCUUAAAAGAUAAUUGUAUGCGUGGGGUACAGAGAUGAGGUAGUCAUUCAAAAAUCAUGUUAAACACUUCUUGUACACAGAGUCCAUGCAACUGAGCACAUUUUUACUUCUGAACCCAUUUAGGCUUGCCCCAACAAAGGGUUUGAAUACUUACUCAGCUUUCAAUUUGUAAAAUUUUAGAAAAGCAUAAUUCCACUUUGACA
Messenger RNA from Oncorhynchus nerka (sockeye salmon), 5612 nucleotides. RefSeq names its product nck-associated protein 5-like. The coding region runs from base 1 to 4242 and encodes 1413 amino acids. The transcript is spliced from 10 exons. Gene Ontology annotation, cellular component: microtubule plus-end. Gene Ontology annotation, biological process: microtubule depolymerization; microtubule bundle formation. The record is from RefSeq and is a predicted model, not a curated record. Lineage: Eukaryota; Metazoa; Chordata; Actinopteri; Salmoniformes; Salmonidae.